AUGGGCUUCUCACAACAACCUCUGGGGGUAGGGUCUCCCUCUUUCAGCUCCUCAACCUUUGCUUCCUCUACGCCGCAUCCUACCUCCGCGUCUUCUCCCUUUGCUCCAUUCCUGUUAUUUUUCAAAGGCCACACCGAAGAGGAAAUUCACCAGUGGUCUUCACUUAUCGGUAUUGUGACUGCGUUGGUUGGCAAUGUUCUGAUAUCUCUCGCCUUGAAUAUCCAACGUUACGCGCAUAUUCGAAUCAACCGCGAAUAUGAGCUCGAUAAGCUCCAUAAAGGAGAGGGAUUUGGCCAAACGAAUAAUGGGAUACAUACAUCCGAUCCUUACGGAACACUUGGAGGUGACGGAAAUCAAGAUCAUGCCGGGGGUAGAGCGACGCCACAGAACCGGUCCAACAACGAUAGGGGGUUCGAGGCGUAUCGCGAUAAUGAGAACGAACAAUCUGGCCGCCGGCUUUCUGGAAAUGACAUGCGUAACUCAUUUGCGUCCGAUCGUACCGCUCGCCCUGACGGUUCCGAUGAUCUAAGCGAUCGCAAGUCGUAUCUUCGCUCCCCUUACUGGUGGGUUGGAAUAAUUCUCAUGUGUCUUGGGGAGACGGGUAACUUUAUGGCCUAUGGAUUCGCGCCGGCAUCAAUCGUUUCUCCGCUUGGAGUUGUUGCUUUGAUCUCAAACUGUAUCAUUGCGCCGUGCUUGCUCAAGGAAAAGUUUCGAGGUCGGGAUGUUUGGGGCGUCCUGAUUUCAAUCGCUGGUGCAGUGGUAGUUGUUCUUAGUGCCAAGUCAUCGGAAGAGAAGUUGGGCCCUGAAGAGAUUUGGGCUCGGAUCACCACCUGGGAAUUUGAGCUUUAUCUCGGAUUGACCACUGGAUUGAUACUUGCCCUCAUGUGGGGAAGCUACCAGUACGGCUCACGCUCAAUCUUGAUCGAUGUUGGGCUCGUUGCAUUGUUUGGUGGAUAUACUGCCUUGUCUACGAAGGGUGUUUCUUCCUUAUUAUCAUUUACCCUAUGGCGUAUGAUCACAUAUCCCAUCACGUAUCUGCUGGUUUUUAUCCUCGUUUUCAGCGCUGUAAUGCAGAUUCGCUAUAUCAACCGUGCUCUGCAACGCUUUGAUUCUACACAAGUGAUCCCGACCCAGUUUGUUCUCUUUACGCUCUCUGUCAUUAUAGGAAGUGCCGUCCUCUAUCGAGAUUUCAAUUCUAUGACAGCUGAACGUGCAGCGAAGUUUGUGGGAGGUUGUUUCAUGACCUUCCUUGGUGUAUACUUCAUCACGAGCGGAAGAGUUCACUCUGAUGAUGAGUCCACAUUCUCCACAGAGGAUGAGGAAGAAGCAAUCGGAUUGUUAGAUGGUGAAAGAUAUCAGGACAAUGUGGAUUUACCUCCGCCUUCCAGGCCAGAACGUUCCUCCAAACUGAAACGGGCAUCUGGAGCUGGGCAAGGCGCAGAAUCUCCUCCAGGCUCUCUUCUCAGCCGUGGUAUUGAUGGCGUAGACGACAGCUCCCUCACUCCUCGUGGCAUUCUUUCUGCAGCGCCCUCCUCCCCGGCCGGCUCUUUAACAGCCGAAUCCGCCCUCUCGGGGCGAUCAUUUGAUCAUGCAUCACCAUUGCGACCUCCAUCUCGUAUGUCAAAUCCUUGGGCAGAGUCUCAGGACGACACUACCCGGUCAGUUAAAUCAGAACCUGAGCCAUUUCGUCCGAUGACACCGCCGAAUCAAGACGACACCGCUGGCCAGGAGUCAACCGUUCUUCUGCGAUUUCCCCCAGCCCCUGGCAUAGACGAAGGUUCACCGACUGCCAAAACGAUCGAUCUCCGACGGGCGUCCACACCCGCUGCUGGCGAUCCGCCCUCACUUGGGGCUAGAGCUCAUACAACCCUUGAAACACCUACGAGACGUGUUCUACGCAACUCACUCUCACAUCGAUUCUCACCCGGUCCUCUCAUCCCUUCACUUUCUGGUGGUUUCAGUGCCGUUGUAGCAGAGUCACUUCGACGCGGCGAGGGCAGCCCUUUCAAGGAACGCUCCAAGCGAAAACCAGGACGCCGACGACCAUUGGAAGGAGCCUUUGGCGACGCCCCAUAUCAAGAUGAGAAUGAUACCCCCCUCACGCUUGCUACUGCCCGACUUCAGUCUGCUACCGACUUAGCUGUUCCACCUGCUGAGGCUGGUCGUUCUACACCUGGUCUUGCCACAGAAAUUUAUCAUUCACCAACCGGAAACACGGACGGAGAAACCAAACGUCUUCGCAGUUUUAGCGAUUCAUGGAGUGGUGGCCUUGCGUGGUUAGGUGGCGCAUUAAGGAAGACUUCUACCAACGAAAUUGCUGAUAGCGGUGCCGUGACGCAAGGAACGGUUACACCGCGCGAUACUGAAAUUGCACCUGAUCAAACUGCAGACUCUGAAGGCACGAGUGCCGGGCAGCUGCAGUGA
Penicillium angulare is the source of this 2424-nucleotide messenger RNA. Its product is annotated as DUF803 domain membrane protein. Lineage: Eukaryota; Fungi; Ascomycota; Eurotiomycetes; Eurotiales; Aspergillaceae. Gene Ontology annotation, cellular component: membrane. The coding region runs from base 1 to 2424 and encodes 807 amino acids. The transcript is spliced from 2 exons. Gene Ontology annotation, biological process: magnesium ion transport. Gene Ontology annotation, molecular function: magnesium ion transmembrane transporter activity. The record is from RefSeq and is a predicted model, not a curated record.